Molecule: messenger RNA, 637 nt
Organism: Cladocopium goreaui
Lineage: Eukaryota; Dinophyceae; Suessiales; Symbiodiniaceae
Source: the annotation of a GenBank genome assembly
AUGGCGGCUUCCGAUGCAUAUCCUUGGCUUUGUCGUUGCGGUCGCAGAAACCGCAAGACCAUGGACUACUGCCCAUCAUGCACUCGUCACUGGCGCACUGGAACUCCGAUCGAGCAGAACGAGGACAGGAGCUAUGCUACCUGGAACGAGGACCAGAGUGGCUGGGAGGCUCCAUGGGUACAAUCAGGUUCCUCUCCAAGGCAGAGAACUACGAGUCCAAGGCAGCGACAACCCAAGAAAAAUCGACGCAAGAAGAACAAGCCGCAGAUGGAUGCGGAUGGGCGAACUCAGUCUCGUGGUCGGGGUCAGGCUUCAGCACAACAACCGUUGCCGCCACCUCCGCCACCGUUGCCGGUAGCGCCAAAUUGGGCGCAUUUGCAGAACACAGUUGCGCCCACCGAUCCACCGGCAUCUGUGUCUACACAGGAGGCGCAGCAGCUCAAAGAGUGUGUCGCCCUGCUGAACAAGUACGAAGACGGCCUCCCGCCAGAGGUCCAAUCCUACAUUCAGGGGAUCAAGGCCAAGGAUGUCAAGAGGUCGGUGAAGACACUUCAUUCAGCCGUCACAUCUAUGGGGAGAUCCAGGGACGAGCUACAAGCUGCGAUUGCAGCCAGAUCUCAGAUGCACUCUACAUGGC